AAAUUAACUAUAUUGCAAUUUUUUUUUUUUUUUUUGUUUUUCCUAGAGCAAUAUGUAUUUGGAGAAGAGAUGCAGGAACAUAGCGAAUAUGAGGAAACCUCCUUCACUGGUAGACCUUUGUGUUAGGACGGCGAUAGAUAACGUAAGAUACCUUGGGGAUGUCGGUGAGACAGAUUCACAUCUUCUUGAGCGUAUUCUACCCCAUUGUACAGUGGAUCAAUUAUUGCACGUGGAGAAGAGUACACAAGGAAGGGAUCUUACUCCAGUAACUGAUAAACUUUGGAAGAAUUUCUAUGAGCUGCAGUUUGGUCAUCAGAAUAUGACUCUUGUAAUUGAGAGGAUGAAGCUCAAGAAAGUUUCAUUUAGAUGGAGACAGUUGUAUGAGGCAAAAUUGAAGGAUUUUCAGGAGGCUGAGAACAAAGCAAGUGAUCGGCUUAAGCAGCUAUACAAGAAAGAAGAUGCUCGAAAACAAAGUCGGCAGGUUCAGCUUUGCACUAAGGUUCCACCUUCAACCAAAAGAAGCUUUUAUGCUGGAAGUGGACCUGGCUACAAUCUCUCCGAUGUCAAGAGCAACAUAAUGAAGAAGGCGAAGAUAGAUUUUAUGAAGAGUGCCAUUUUUGUACUUUUUUGCCUCCUCCAAUCGUUCCCUUUUAUAGUUUAUGGUCAAGAAGUGAAAAAUCUUGCAGCCUUGAAGAAAAAAGCAGUGCAGAGUCAUCCAAGUGGUAAGGCCAUAACAAAGUCCGGUGCAUUAUUUGGAAAGAAUUCUGCUUCAACUUCGAAGUAUACCAAACCUUUAAAGAGGAGAUUUUAGAAACAUGUUUCGAAACAUUUAAGAUAGACAGUCAUAAAGGUUCUAAUAUUUCCUUCUUUUUUUUUUUUUUUCUAUUUUCCCUUAUAUUGGAAUUUAAUAAUAGAAUCAUGUGUAAUUUGAUGAAGUGUAUUUUUAAAAACAACGUAAUUAUUUCCAAGGUUUGCAAUUUCCUUAGCUUGUCAUGGAAUCAUAUUCCAAAGAAAGACUCGUUGGCUUUACACUAAGGUUAUUCACAAAGUCUGAUUAGAAUUUGCAAGAAUCUCAUUGUCUCAGUCUCAGGUCUAACAGAAAGAAAAGAGGUUGAAAUCAAUGUUGAGAGCUUUCUAAUGAUGAACUUUUAGUAAAGCUGUCACCUACAGCAGGGCAAAAACACGAAAGUUUAUUUGAGUAGCUAGCUCAACAUCAAGUUUGAACUCAGAAUGAUGGUUUAUUUUUAAGUAGCUUGGGAAUUAACCACUCUAAAAUGACAUAUAUAGGAUUUUCAUUCUUCUCAUAUCUGUAUUUGACAGGUUUUGCUACUCAAAAAUAUAUGAGCCUUAGCUAUUAAAACAUUAGUAUUGUUAAAGUCAAAAAUAUUGUUUUAUGGUGGGAUAAUUGAAACUUGAUAUUACCUACAUUGAUUUCUAAAUGAUACAAAGCAGGGCAUAUGAAGAAAAAAUUUUGAUUAG
Durio zibethinus is the source of this 1479-nucleotide messenger RNA. NCBI's taxonomy places the organism in Eukaryota, Viridiplantae, Streptophyta, Magnoliopsida, Malvales, Malvaceae. The record is from RefSeq and is a predicted model, not a curated record.